UUUUCUUCCUCAAACUCAUUCAUGGAAAAACGUUUUCAGCAGACGGAUGGCUCCUUGUUGGAGAAGCAGGGCACGUGCAAAAUCUGCCAAUCCCCCUUACCCUUUUGGCUUUUGCACGUGCUCCCCUUCUCCAACUUGGGUUCCUCUUCUUCACCUCUUUACUGCAUUGAUUCAUACCUUAUGCUGCACGAGCUUUUAUUAGCACUAGUUGGCUAUACCGGCGAUCUCAUAAUCGACGAGCGAGAGCACCAGAAUUCUCUCGGCAUUCACUUAUACCCCGACGCCGCCAUCUCUGGCCAUCACUGCUUCAAGCUUGCUUCCGAUGUCUCAUUCAUCGACCCCAGCGAAAGGGAUCUUAUUGAGAGGUUAGUGUCGCUAGGGUUUUACUACCGAGAGCUCGAUCGUUUCACAACGAAAUCCCGGAAUUUAAGUUGGAUAAGAUCCGGUGGCGUUUUGCUUUCACCUUUGGAUAGAGCUUCCGAGUUGUUCAAUCAUGGAACCGAGAACCCAAGUGUUUAUCGCAGAGCCAUUGCUAAUGGGCUGGUGGAGGUACUCUCUGUUUAUAAAUCUGCUGUUCUUCAAAUCGAGCAGAAAUUGUUAUCGGAAACCAUGCCUGUUUUAGCAACUGUCAGUCAAGGCAUUAAUAAGUUCUUUGUUAUUUUGCCACCUUUGUACGAACUUGUUCUAGAGAUUGAGCGCGAUGAUUUACGUGGAGGAAAGCUGCUUAGCCUUUUACACAAACGGUUCCACUGUGGGGUGCCUGAAUUACAGGCUUGCGUUCAAAGGCUUCUUUGGCAUGGUCAUCAAGUGUUGUAUAAUCAGCUUGCAUCAUGGAUGGUUUAUGGCGUUCUUCAAGAUCAGCAAGGAGAAUUUUUCAUUAGAAGGCAGGAAGAUCGAGAUGUGGAGUAUGGCUCAUUUAUCCCGGACACAUCAGACAAACUUGCACGCUUGUCAGCUGAUGAUAAAUCUGUAAGGGAUUGGCACUUUGGCUUUCAUAUAUUCCUGGAUAUGCUCCCCGAGUAUAUCCCUAUGCAUGCUGCAGAGUCUAUUCUGUUUGCCGGUAAAUCCAUUAGGAUUCUCCGGAAUCCAAGCCCUGGCUUCAAGUUUCAAGAUGCUCUAUAUAAUCAGGAGAAAGGAAAAUGCUCUCAGAAGAUUUAUGGAUCUGCAGGGCGUGAUCCUUUCCCCAAGGAUCCUAUAAAUGGAAAAAUGAUCGGAGAAGAAUUUCUUCCGCAAUCUGAGGCUGAUAAGAUUGAAACUAUGCUUCAAGAUCUAAAGGAAUCAUCAGAAUUUCACAAAAGAUCAUUUGAAUGCUCGGUCGAUUCCAUCCGGGCUGUUGCAGCUACUCAUCUUUGGCAGCUUGUGGUUGUACGUGCUGACUUGAAUGGCCACCUGAAGGCUCUCAAAGACUAUUUUCUUUUGGCGAAAGGAGACUUUUUCCAGUGUUUUCUUGAGGAGAGACGGCAGCUAAUGUGCCUACUACCUCGUCCGUCAACCGCUGAAGCUGAGAUUACAGUUCCAUUUCAGUUGGCAGCCAUAAAGACCAUUAGUGAGGGAGACAAAUACUUCUUUAGAUUAUCUUUGCGGAUGCCUUCAUUUGGGGUCACAAUGAAAUCGUCCCAAGUAAAUUUGUCAAAUGGAAGUUCAGAGACAUCAGUUGAUGGUUGGGAUGGUAUUGCACUUGAAUAUUCUGUUGAUUGGCCCUUACAGCUGUUCUUUACUCAAGAAGUUCUCUCCAAGUACCGUGUACUUUUCCAGUACCUGCUGAGGCUCAAACGAACACAAAUGGAAUUGGAGAAAUCCUGGGCAUCUGUAAUGCACCAGGAUCACACAGAUUUUGCCAAACACCGUAAUGACCAGAAGAACUGCUCGACCUCUCAGCCACGAAGGCAGCGUUUAAUUCCAAUGUGGCACGUUAGAGAGCACAUGGUGUUUUUAAUCAGAAAUCUUCAAUUUUAUAUCCAAUAGUAUAAAGUUCAAAUCAAGUGUCUGCAAAAUUCUUCCUGAAAUGCCAACAACUUGUUGGCUUAGAGGCAAGAUUCAUGUUGU
Hibiscus syriacus is the source of this 2046-nucleotide messenger RNA. RefSeq names its product gamma-tubulin complex component 4-like. The transcript has 13 exons. The record is from RefSeq and is a predicted model, not a curated record. Bases 22 to 1965 code for a protein of 647 amino acids. NCBI's taxonomy places the organism in Eukaryota, Viridiplantae, Streptophyta, Magnoliopsida, Malvales, Malvaceae. Gene Ontology annotation, cellular component: gamma-tubulin complex; spindle pole; equatorial microtubule organizing center. Gene Ontology annotation, biological process: meiotic cell cycle; cytoplasmic microtubule organization; microtubule nucleation. Gene Ontology annotation, molecular function: microtubule minus-end binding; gamma-tubulin binding.